GCGCGCCCUCGAAAAGGCGGGGCAAAGCAGGAGGGCAGGGCAGGACAGGGCAGGGCAGGGCAGGUCCGUUCGGCUCAGUCCUCGCGGGGUUCCUGUCACCGGACACGCCGUUUUCACUCUCCUUUCCUUUUCCUGACCGGCUGUCAGUUUGAAUUACCAACGUCGCACUCCUAUUGGGGGGGAUCCGGGACACGCCCUCUUCUCCCAUUGGAAGAUUCUGAACACGCCUUCUGGUGAAAAAUCUGAGUGGAGGAGAACCUUGUCCAGCCCGCCCCGGCAACGGUGUCUGUUCGAUCCUGCUUGCCAGUUGGAAGAAUUUAGCUACACCUACUAUUUUGAUUGGUGAACUUCAAGGAGGUUUAGGCAAGUCUUCGCUUUCGUCCCAGUGAAAAGGAAAGAGUACGCCCUCCGACCUUCCAAUUGGAAGACGUUAGACAUUCCCCUCAGAUUCUUAUUCUCUAUUGGAGAAAAUUCCCCGCAACGCCUCGCCCCCUUGUCACGAUCCAAUUGGUUCUGUAGGUCCUUUCGAGUUCGCGUGUGGUUGUUGAGCAUCUUGUUUCCACCUCCCUAAAUUUUUUUUUUUUAACUUUAGUUGGACAGAGGGGUGGGGCUCAUCUGGAGAGGUGGGGCUCAUCACAAGAGUCCGCCUUUGCACGAUAGGCCACACCCUUUGAUUGCUCUAGCCCAACCUUCCUCCUGGGUUGGUGUGGAGAGGCGGGAGCAGACUUUUUUUUAGUGGCUCCGGAGUCCGUCAGUCUCGAGGCGGUGGUCAAUGAUUGGCGAACCGGAGGGUUGGCUCUUCGACAUCACUCCGUAGAGCGGGCGGAGGCUCUUGAAGGGGAUGGGGGAAAGAGGGAAGCUAGCUGCAAAGUAGCGGGUGGAUGGGCGGGAACUGAACAGGGAAAGCGUUCCCGGGGCCGGGGGACCCAGCCGCGCCGGAGCCAGGUAAAGGCUCCUUCCUUCUCCCCUUUCUUCCUCCUGGAUUCCAGGAGGGAACCGGGGACUGGGGCGGGAAGGAGAGAGCGGCAUCCACUGUCCGUUUGGCUUCUCCGCCAUCCCAUUGCCCGGCAACCGGCGGUUCAGGCUCAGGGAGACCCUUCCCAAAUCCCUUGUGCACAGCCCCUUGCCCUCCCCUGGCCAGCGUCCGCCGUAGCACCCCCGGCGCGGCUCCCUAAGCGUUUUCCGACCUCCAUCGGCACUUGACAACCCCCCAGGCCAGCAGAGCAGCUCCCACCGCUCCCGGGAAGGGAGCUGAUUAAUUACCCACUGCCUCCCGAGCCCGGCAGGCGGCAUCGUCUGUCCGUCCGUGCACGCACGGGGCCGGCACCUCGUGCCUUGCUCUCCCCAGCGCGCUCCCGGGGAUUGCGCCCAGGCUGCAGCCACUUCCCUCCCUCGGUUCAGCCCUCUAACUUGCAACACCUUGUUGCCCGGCCUCGUCCAACCCUCCGAGAUCUGGCAGUGCUCGCCCCAGGAGCGCGCCCCUCCCGAGAGAUCAGCCCCUACCCCUCUCCGGCCAAGUGGAGGAGCCCACCUCACUCCCCUCCAUCCAUUCCCCACCCCCCCUUCCUGCUUCCCGGAGCCACGCCAUCCCUCCUCCCUCCUUGCAUCCGUCCCCUCCUCCUUUCCUCCCGCUGUCCUUUCCUUCGAUCGCGGGAAGGGGGAGACACAGGCGGGCUCCUCUCGCGCUGCAGGAAGGGCAGGAAGGAGAGGGGCGUCCGAGGGUCUGCCUGCCUGCACGCCCGGAGCCCGCUAUGCGCCCCGGCUCGCGCUGGAGCCGGCUCGCGUCUCCACAAGCCUUCCUUCUGUGGGGCACCGUUAGGGGGCAAGUGAACCGAAGAAAACGACUUCCGAUCCUGCAUUGCUGCUGCUCCCAUUUGGGAUUUGAUUUGCAUCAUCUCAGGAGCCCGUAAAACAAAACAGAAAAAGAAGCAACCCUCCAGUCCCCGCGCGCACACACACACACACACACACAGACACACACGCCCAGAUACGCACCGACACUGACACAGUCAGGCGCACACAGCCCCACACCCCCACACCAUGUUGUUGUGCGGAAGGACUUCCACUCCCUGCCUGUGCGGUUGAUGUCAGUCCCCAGGACAGCCUCCCGGCGCUGCGGCUCCCCUGGCUGAUGCUGAUGCUGCGGCUCCGGGCUCCACUCUAGGAAACAGAAGCCGCUGCUCCGCCCCGGCCCCCACCGCCCCCAACAUCUGCAUGUUCCCGCCGCGCUGGCCGCUCGCUGCCUCCCCAGCCGGCCGCCUUCCGACGGACUGAGGCGCCCCGGGGCGCUGGAUUCUGCCGGGAGACCCUUCGACCCUCGCCGGAGGAAAUCUUGGGGAUUUUAAUUUGAGUGGUCCGUUUUUUUUUUUUUUUUUUUUUUCUUCGGGUGGAUCUAUCCAUUCCGGAGCUGAAUUAAGAAGGAAACAUGACGUCUCCAGCUAAAUUCAAAAAGGAUAAGGAGAUCAUAGCAGAAUACGAUACUCAGGUCAAAGAGAUCCGUGCCCAGCUCACGGAACAGAUGAAAUGCUUAGACCAACAGUGUGAGCUACGAGUACAGCUGUUGCAGGAUCUUCAGGACUUCUUCCGAAAGAAGGCUGAAAUUGAGAUGGACUACUCCCGAAACUUGGAGAAGCUGGCAGAGCGUUUCCUGGCCAACCGGAGCACCAAGGACCAGCAGUUCAAGAAGGAUCAGAACGUGCUCUCACCAGUUAACUGCUGGAACCUCCUCUUGAACCAAGUGAAACGAGAGAGCAGGGAUCACACCACGCUGAGCGACAUAUAUCUGAAUAACAUCAUCCCUCGCUUUGUUCAAGUCAGUGAAGACUCUGGAAGGCUCUUUAAAAAGAGCAAAGAAGUCGGCCAGCAGCUCCAGGAUGAUUUGAUGAAGGUCUUGAAUGAGCUGUAUUCGGUGAUGAAGACGUAUCACAUGUACAAUGCUGACAGCAUCAGUGCCCAGAGUAAGCUGAAAGAGGCAGAAAAGCAGGAAGAGAAGCAGAUCGGCAAAUCAGUGAAGCAGGAGGACCGCCAGACGCCUCGAUCCCCAGACUCCACCUCCAACGUUCGCAUUGAGGAGAAGCAUGUCCGCAGGAGCUCCGUCAAGAAGAUUGAGAAGAUGAAGGAGAAGCGCCAAGCCAAGUACACGGAGAAUAAGCUGAAGGCCAUUAAAGCCCGGAAUGAGUACUUGCUGGCUCUGGAGGCGACCAACGCAUCUGUCUUCAAGUACUACAUCCACGACCUCUCCGACCUCAUUGAUCAGUGUUGUGACCUAGGAUAUCACGCCAGCCUGAACCGGGCCCUGCGCACUUUCCUGUCAGCCGAGCUCAAUCUGGAGCAGUCAAAGCACGAGGGCCUGGACGCCAUUGAAAAUGCCGUCGAAAACUUAGAUGCUACCAGCGAUAAACAGCGACUGAUGGAGAUGUACAACAAUGUCUUCUGCCCGCCUAUGAAGUUUGAGUUCCAGCCCCACAUGGGCGAUAUGGCCUCCCAGCUGUGUGCCCAGCAGCCGGUCCAGAGCGAGCUGGUGCAGAGGUGCCAGCAGCUGCAGUCGCGGUUGUCCACUCUCAAGAUCGAGAACGAAGAGGUGAAGAAGACGAUGGAAGCCACUCUACAGACCAUUCAAGACAUCGUGACCAUUGAGGACUUCGAUGUGUCUGACUGCUUCCAGUACAGCAACUCCAUGGAGUCUGUCAAGUCUACUGUCUCAGAAACCUUCAUGAGCAAGCCCAGCAUUGCCAAGAGGAGGGCCAACCAGCAGGAGACGGAGCAGUUCUACUUCACGAAAAUGAAGGAGUAUUUGGAGGGCCGGAACCUCAUCACCAAGCUUCAGGCCAAGCACGACCUCCUCCAGAAGACCCUGGGAGAAAGUCAGCGGACAGACUGCUCUCUGGCCAGCCGACGGAGCUCGACAAUAAGGAAACAGGACUCAAGUCAAGCGAUUCCUCUUGUGGUGGAGAGCUGCAUCCGCUUCAUCAGCAGACAUGGGCUGCAACAUGAAGGCAUAUUCCGGGUCUCUGGCUCCCAAGUGGAGGUGAACGACAUCAAAAACGCCUUUGAGAGAGGAGAGGACCCGCUGGCCGGAGACCAGAAUGACCACGACAUGGAUUCCAUAGCAGGUGUCCUGAAGCUUUAUUUCCGGGGGCUGGAACACCCCCUCUUCCCCAAGGACAUCUUCCCCGACUUGAUGUCCUGUGUUAGUAUGGAUAAUCUUCAGGAGAGAGCGCUGCACAUCCGGAAGGUCCUCCUGGUCCUGCCCCAGACAACGCUGGUCAUCAUGAGAUACCUCUUCGCCUUCCUCAGUCAUUUAUCACAGUUCAGUGAAGAGAACAUGAUGGAUCCCUACAACCUCGCCAUCUGCUUUGGGCCCACGCUGAUGUCGGUGCCCGAAGGCCACGACCAGGUCUCCUGCCAGGCCCAUGUGAACGAGCUCAUCAAAACCAUCAUCAUCCAGCAUGAGAACAUCUUCCCGAGCCCCAGGGAGCUGGAGGGCCCCGUCUACAGCACAGGAGGAAGCAUGGAGGAUUAUUGUGAAAGCCCCCACGGGGAGACUACCUCAGCUGAAGACUCGGCCCAGGACAUCGCUGUGGACCACCACACCAGUGACGAUGAGUGUGAGCCCAUUGAGGCCAUUGCUAAGUUUGACUACAUUGGCCGGACAGCCCGGGAACUGUCCUUCAAGAAGGGGGCCUCCUUGCUGCUGUACCACAGGGCUUCUGAUGACUGGUGGGAGGGCCGACACAAUGGCAUCGACGGACUCAUCCCUCAUCAGUACAUCGUGGUCCAAGACACCGAGGAUGGUGUCGCAGAGAGGUCCAGCCCCAAGUCUGAGAUUGAGGUCAUGUGUGAGCCACCUGAAGAAAAGGUGACCGCCAGAGCGGGGGCCAGCUGUCCCAGUGGGGGUCAUGUGGCCGAUAUUUAUCUGGCAAACAUCAACAAGCAAAGGAAGCGGCCGGAAUCUGGGAACAUCAGGAAAGCCUUCCGGCAGAGUGAAGGCCAUGGACUAAGCAGCCCCCUCCUGGACUCCUCCCCAGGGCGCCCCUCCUCCCAACCUGUUAUCAGCCAGAGCCUGCCCAAGGAGGGGCCUGAUAAGUGUUCCGCCAGCGCACAUGGGGGUCUCAACUCUAUCAGCCGACACUCCUCUCUGAAGAAUCGGCUCGACAGUCCCCAGAUCCGGAAGACGGUGACAGCCGGGAGGUCCAAGAGCUUCAACAACCAUCGGCCCAUGGACCCCGAGGUUAUUGCACAGGAUAUCGAGGCCACAAUGAAUUCCGCCCUGAACGAACUCCGAGAGCUCGAGCGGCAAAGCAACGUGAAGCACACGCCCGAUGUGGUGCUGGAUACCCUGGAGCCCCUCAAGACCUCCCCGGUGGUGGCGCCCACUUCAGAACCCUCUAGCCCUCUGCACACCCAGCUCCUCAAGGACCCCGAGCCCGCCUUCCAGCGCAGCGCCAGCACGGCUGGGGACAUCCCCUGCGCCUUCCGGCCCGUCAAGUCGGUCAAGAUGGCCGUCCCGGUCAAGCCGCCAGCCACGCGACCCAAGCCGGUGGUCUUCCCCAAAACCAGUGCCACCAGCCCCGGCGUCAGCUCUUCCGCCUCCCCACAGCCCACCGACAAGUCUUGUACGGUCUGAUGGACACCAUUUGGUUGUUCCACACAAGGGGACUUGAGGAGACUGUUAUUGAAAUCUUCCUAUUUAACUAGCUUGGGGACUUCAGCUGAAAAUUAGAUUCUAAGUUAUUCCUGCAGGAAUAGACUUCCCAGCAGCCCGAACCCUUGAGAAUGAAGCUCUCCCUGUCUCCUUCCCUGCCCCCCCUCCCCAUCCCCCUUCCUUAGCUUCCCUCGGUCAGUCAUAAUCCAGCCAGCUACAGUAUAUACCAGUCUUAGGCAAUAGCCAGAAAUAGAUCUUUCCAUUAUCAGGUCACUGUGAAAUCUGGCGAGGCAAAUGGGAAAACGGGACUCGAAUCUGUCCUCCUCCAGUCACCGAGGAUGCCUUGCCGCAGUGGUUGGCUGCUGGGCGUCCCCUCUCAGCGGCACCAUGCUUGGGUACUGGUUAACAUGAGUUCUCUAGUCUCUGCUUCGUCUCUCACUCCCCGUGCCGACAGCUGUAGGGCGCGUAGUCUCUGGCACGUGUGGGCGCUCCUGGUUCCGGGACCGCGGCUGUGUCCUGGCAAGUUAGCGUGGCAGCGCACACAGUGAGCACCAGGGUCUGCCUGUUUCCGUUACAAACCCUAUUUUGUCUGGGACAGGAGAACUCAGCCAUAGAAAUCUCUCUCAGUAAAUGAAACUUAAAUCAGGAUGGGACUCAAGCGCAGCGCUCCAUGUGGGCUUGGGGGAAUUCUCUCUUCGCUCUUUUUACUUGGUGGUUUGGUUGGUUGGUGUUUACAUUUACCCCUUCAUCCUCUGUAACUGCAGCCAAACUCUCUGUUAGGUCAUUCUCCCUUGUAAAAUUUACCUGAAUGAUACAUCCACGUUAGAUGGGAGAAGGGGCAUCCUACUUCCACUUUCCACACUAGAAGGAACCCCACUGAAGACGGUUUCAGUGAGUGGGCCUGUGAAAAUUAUUGUUAGAGAGUUUCAUCAUAUUCAGGACAGGUUUGGGAAAGGUAGCUGCUGGGUUGUAGCUCUUACUCCUUUUGGACACAUAAUACUUGAGACUUAUUAUCCUGAAGUCAGUUGGCAGUCAAGCGGUCACAUUCCAAAAAAUCCAGUGAAGUUAUAAAAUAGAAUUGGUCCCUAGAAGAAAAGUGGCUCAGAUCCUGCUUGUCAAUGACCACUCACUGACCUUCAGUCUGUAUCUCCUGGCUUUGAUUAUUACCCAGUGACUCUCACUGGAAUAGAUGGGAGGGCUCGGUGAGACUGUGGAAAUGUCAAAAGCCACCCGUUGCCAAGUCUGUCUUGGUUAUAUUUUGAUUCCAUAAACCAAGAAGUCUCCCUGAGUUUGAAAUCUGAGUUUGCUAUCAGCAGCUGAGAAGGUUAAUUGAACCUGUGAAUAAGGUACGGGCUGAUGGGCUAACAGUUUCCUUCCUGUUGAUGCUCUCUGGCCCUUCUCUGCUGCCAAUACAAAAGGUUAAGGUGAUUUCCCCAUCUGCUUUAAGCCAGUCUUCCAAAUUCUAGGGUGAAAAACCAAGUGACUUAGAGCUCUUAGGUCUCAGAUAAAGUUCUUAGUUAAAGCUGAAAUCCAUGUGUCUUACCUUAGAACCACAGAAACCAUGUUUUCUGAUUUGGAAUCUUAUUCCUUACCUGAUAACUAUUCUGUGAUUUAAGAGAGAUAUAUAAUAAUUGCCUUUUGGGAGGGAAACCUAAAUGUCCCCCCCCCAUCUUUGGCUCAAAACAACCUAAAUCACUUUUUUUUCCUCCUUUAAAUGAUUUGAAGUCAGAUCCAUCAAAGGUAGCAUUCCUUUAUUCUGCAUAAAGAAAUGAACUUUGGGAGGAGGCACUUAGCAGAAAAAAGCUUUGGAACAUGGAGGGCAAAGGCCCCAAGAGACAGAAAGGGAGACCCAGUGGAUUCCUUUGGUGACCUGACCAAACCUGGAAGAAGUGACUUAGACCCACAGGCCUUGUUGAGCAGUCAACUGCCGGGUUUAGUAACUCACAGAGAGGAUGAAAUUCGUUCUCAGUCCUGAGCCUCCAGUGGAUGCCACCCCUAGGGAUCUUUUUCCCUUGGGGCAAGGAGAGCCUCAUUCUUCACUCUACAUUCCUUAGGUGACAGCUGGGAGAUCAUUCUCACCCCAUCUGAGUUGGAAUCCACACCUUCCAUUUUCCUCUCACCCUCCCCAGCUUCAGGAAAUGGUGGGGAAGCUUUCUCAAAACACCGUCUUUGGCUCUGUUCUGUUACUUCCGGCCUUUCCUUUUCGGGUCCUCGACAUCCCUUCCAUUCCCUAUCCCACCCAGCCAACACCCAUCAGCUGAUUGGCACCGUGAGCUGAGCAGUGUGUGAAAGAGAACCUGCAGUUCAAAGGCUUAGCCCCCUACGCCCUUGGGCAAUGGGGGGUGGACUCGUCUUCCUCCUCUCAGGUGCUCCUAGCACGGGGAGAUCGCUGGUCCUGCCAAGGGGACUUGGAGAGCCCGCCUAGGCAGGGCCCAGUGCAAUCAACUGGAAUGGAGGUGACACACUGUGAUUUUUACACCAACCUGGGAGCCAGCAACCCAAGGGACGCUGCAGAGAGAACCCUCUGCCAGUGUCCCGGCCCAAACCAGCGGAACACCCUGGAGAGAACCCCACCCUGCCUCUGUGGUGUGAGUUGUGGACCUGGAGGGGAGGGACAGGAAUUCAUCUUGGAGGAGAGGUUCUUGAACAGGGGCCUGCACCCUGCCCAGAAGAAAAAAGAACAAUGAAUUAAUUACACCCAAUAGCCUGCUGGCCCAGCCCCCAUCCCCCAGGGAUGGGGCCGGCCAAGGGAUGGACAGACCACUUUGGAAGGGCUGGUAUAGAUGUACUUCCUAUUCAGAAGAGAUAUUAGAUCUUCCAGGGAAAUGCAAUGUUGUGGCGUAUGACUUGUAUGUAACGUUUGUGUAAAAUGGUAUAUUCUUUAAAACAAUUGUGUUGAUAACUGGAAUAAUGUAUGUAUGUAUGCUUGGAAAUGCUUUGUAUGAACAUAAGGCUGUCACUCAACAAAGGUUGGAUUGGGGAGAAUCCAAAGCACAACUUCAAAAUAAAAUACAUUUUUAGGUUA
Antechinus flavipes (yellow-footed antechinus) is the source of this 8669-nucleotide messenger RNA. It is a transcript of the gene SRGAP2, whose product is annotated as SLIT-ROBO Rho GTPase activating protein 2. Gene Ontology annotation, molecular function: protein binding. Gene Ontology annotation, biological process: negative regulation of cell migration; signal transduction. The record is from RefSeq and is a predicted model, not a curated record. NCBI's taxonomy places the organism in Eukaryota, Metazoa, Chordata, Mammalia, Dasyuromorphia, Dasyuridae. Gene Ontology annotation, cellular component: cytoplasm.